Symbiodinium pilosum is the source of this 876-nucleotide messenger RNA. NCBI's taxonomy places the organism in Eukaryota, Dinophyceae, Suessiales, Symbiodiniaceae. The record is from the annotation of a GenBank genome assembly.
AUGCGGCCAAUACAUCAUGUGCGACGCCACCGGCUUUGGCUUUGCCUGGCCUGCGCCUUUGCCUGGUGUUGGGGCGCAGCCUUUGCGGGCGCGCAGCGCUGCCUGCCAGCCCGUACUUCCGCGCUCGGCGCAGUGUCAACAGCAGAAGCAGCGCGCGCAGAGCUGCGCGACGAGACGCGCCUGCUACGGGAGACAGUGACAGAUUUAGUGUCAGAGGUCCGCCAGCUUCGGCAAAGGCUCACUGACACGGAAGAGCCGCAGGUGAUGCCCUCACCCGUGGCCGAGGUCCAGGUACAGACGCCGCUGCCCACGCCGCCUGCACCACCUGUGCAAGCAGCACCAGUACAGUCGCCAGUGGCGCAGGCACCGCCCACACCCCGCAGCAAGGGACCUGCGAAAGGCACCACGGCCAUCAAAGUUGUCAGUGCCGGUGGCGAUGCAGGCAAUAUUGCGGACUUUUUCUUGGAAGAUCAGCAGGUGCCAAUAGGGGGCAUGUCUAAUCGGCGCGGGCUAAACGUGGUCGUGAUCGAUUCGUCAGCUGGUCAUUUGCUCUCGGCAAAGACAUACGACAUUUGGGGAAACCCAGUUGAGGAAAACCGCAGACUGGCAAAGGACAUGAGAGCUGUGGAGGAGGAUAACAUUGUCCUGGUGGCGUUGAAAGACUCAGGCAUGGAGAAUCUGGAUGCGGAAGGCUUGCACGCACUGCAGUCGGUGGGCUCAACGCUGGAAGGGCGCCUGGCCUUCCGACAGGGAUACGCAUUGAUAGGCGUGAAGGAUGGCGAGGCUUUGGCAGAGAGGAAGGGUCCGAUGGUCAUGGCAGAGGCCAAGCUUCACUUUGCCGUGCGGCCGCCGCAGGCUCCAGUGAGGGCUCGCUGA